Molecule: messenger RNA, 1015 nt
Organism: Mycena citricolor
Lineage: Eukaryota; Fungi; Basidiomycota; Agaricomycetes; Agaricales; Mycenaceae
Source: the annotation of a GenBank genome assembly
GAUGUCACAUCCUUCUUCUCCGAGUCCGUCAUCGCACAUGGCAGAUUCAGUUUCGCAAACCUCCGGUGCACCUCGAGGAAGAGGCCGCGGCAAAUCCAGAGGCGGGCUCGGCAAAUACCUGCGAGCGCGGGGCCGUGGGCGUGGCGGAGGCGGCCGUGCGGCCGAAUUCGCGCCCCGGCUGCUCCUCGAAGGUGAAGUGGGCCCCAGUGCACGGUACGCAACGGCGGACUGUGAAGAGGAUGAGGAUGCGCGGAGGGAGAGAGAGGAGCGGGAGGCGGAGCUGAGGAGGAAGUACGGGCGGAGAGGACUCGGGACGAAUGCGGAUCGGUAUAAGGAGGAGGAACCCGAGCUGGACUCGGACGGCGAGCCGAUCGUCGAGCCUGAAGUCGAUCUGUCAUCGUUUUUGGAGCGGCAGCGACUUGAAGACCCGCGGGCACCCACCCUAGGGUCUUCGGAUCGGCAGCAUGAAGACGACGAGGAUGACGUAGAUCACUCUCUGGACCACAUAUCCUCCAUGCCCGCUCGCAGCACAAAUUUCCUGCCAAAUUGGAAAGGCAAGGCUCAGGAAAUCGUGUGGGACGACUCGUUACAGGUUCUGUCCGAAGAGAAGCAGGCUGCGGACGCACUACGAGAGCUUAAAUCCAGAUUCCGGGCCAAAUCAGAUAAACUGCGUCGAGCACCUGUUGUACCACUAAAGAAAGCCGUGAUACAGCCUAUGAUCGCCCCACCACUACCGCUCCCAGACGGAUCGUUGCCUCCUGUUAAAAGCGAAAUGGAUGAGAUGGAGGACUUUUUGGAUGACUUGAUAGGAUGAACAGCGCCGGCUGCCUGGCGACUAUGGAAGUUCGAAAACCCAGAGACUUGUAUGAAAAUACUAAAGGAAUCGUUCGUGUAGGAUUUCCUGAGCUUGGAGGGUGUCCAGGGAUAUCACUCCAUCGAAUUUAUAUGACAGAAUGGAAAUUCGUCUCGAGGACUCCUGGACUCAAGUUUGAGCAUGCAAAUCUUGGAACUCGGA